AUGUCUCCCAGCGACGAUCCAAUCUCUUCGAUUUUUUUCGAGCGUCAACAGGCGGCUCUCUGUGCUCAACACGCCUUGAACAUGCUUCUCCAAGAUUCUUUGUUCACUUAUGAGAAUUUGAGGGAUUUAGCGAGGCAAAUGGACCAAAUGGAACAUGAUAUUUUGGGAAAUAACGCAAACGCCGUUGGCCGAAGUGAAAACAUGAAUGAUAGUGGAUUUUUUUCGAUUCAAGUCAUCGAAAAAGCGCUCGAAACGUUCGAUUUGAAGCUCAUAAAUAUGGAGAAUCCGGCGAUGGCAGAGUUCAAGGCGAAUCCGUUAACCGCCCGCGCCUACGUCUUGAACCUCCGGGAGCACUGGUUUGUGCUCCGAAAAUUCGGAAAUCAAUGGUUUGAGCUGAAUUCGGUGAAAAAUGGACCAAAACUGCUCACGGACACCUAUGUCAAGGAGUAUUUGCAUCAGUUUGCCGCCGAAAACUACUCGAUCUUCGUGGUCCAAGGAAUCCUACCAAACUCCGAAGCGGACGACUUCAUAACCCUCUGCCCCGUGGUCCCAAAACCCACAGACUUCGACAAAAAAGAGCCAAAUCUGGUGCAAAAAUUCUUCAAUUCGGUCGGAAGACGACUCGGAGGCUCCCAAGAAAUUCCAGAUUCCCAGGAGGAUCGAGAUUUGGCAAUAGCCAUGGCACUGUCGAUGGAAUCGAAAGAAUCCAGCGAAUCGUCGGGAAGUGAUGAGGAUCAACUGGCAAAAGCCAUCGAAAUGAGCCUUUCUCAGGAUCCUAAUAUUCCAUCAACGUCCGCUGCUCCUUCUGAAUUGACUGAAACUCCAAUUCUGGGUCCUUCCACGUCAUCUGAAACGCCAUCUGGACGGAUUCCAAGUGCUGAGCAACAAAGAAGAGAUCGUGCGAAAUUUUUGGAAAAAUUGGAGGAGGAAAAGAAGAGCCAGAAUGUUCCGGAAGAAUAA
Messenger RNA from Caenorhabditis briggsae, 960 nucleotides. It is a transcript of the gene Cbr-atx-3, whose product is annotated as Protein CBR-ATX-3. Gene Ontology annotation, biological process: protein deubiquitination. NCBI's taxonomy places the organism in Eukaryota, Metazoa, Nematoda, Chromadorea, Rhabditida, Rhabditidae. Gene Ontology annotation, molecular function: cysteine-type deubiquitinase activity. The record is from RefSeq and is a predicted model, not a curated record. The transcript has 5 exons. Gene Ontology annotation, cellular component: nucleus. The coding region runs from base 1 to 960 and encodes 319 amino acids.